Vanessa atalanta (red admiral) is the source of this 5417-nucleotide messenger RNA. It is a transcript of the gene hep, whose product is annotated as dual specificity mitogen-activated protein kinase kinase 7-like. Gene Ontology annotation, molecular function: protein kinase activity; ATP binding. Lineage: Eukaryota; Metazoa; Arthropoda; Insecta; Lepidoptera; Nymphalidae. The record is from RefSeq and is a predicted model, not a curated record. Bases 123 to 2144 code for a protein of 673 amino acids. Gene Ontology annotation, biological process: protein phosphorylation. The transcript has 16 exons.
UUGAUGGAAAAAAGAAAUCUUUGGACUGCAGCUUUUUGACUUUAAUUUUUGUGUAAAUAAUUAUAAUAGAUGUUUAGCAAUAAGUGUUUAGAUGUGAUUAGUGAAUAAUUUUAGUCUUAAUAAUGUCAAAUAUUGAAGGUAGAUUAAAAGGUUUGCAAGAGCGCUUCGAAAAUGAAUUGCGUAUUCGAAGAGAGGGUCUCCACAAUCAAGGUGCACUUGGGGCUCCCAAGACUGGGAAUACACGAAGACCUAGACCCCCAGCAAUGUUUUCCUCAAGAGAUAUACCACCAUUCCCACCAAGAUCUCCACAAGCUACGGAUACGGAAUAUAGAAUGCGAGAAGUAUACAAGGUGAGUGGGAAGCUGAAUGUUGAUGGCAUUGAGUACAGGUCUCACAUAGAUGACCUUCAACAACUUGGUGAACUAGGCAGUGGGACCUGUGGUCAUGUAGUAAAGAUGUUGCACAAGUCUUCGGGAGCUGUUAUUGCAGUCAAGCAAAUGCGUCGUUCCGGCAAUUCAGAGGAAACUAAACGAAUUCUAAUGGAUCUGGAUGUGGUGGUCAGAUCACAUGACUGUCCUUACAUCGUUCGGUGUCUUGGUUGUUUUGUUACCGAUGCAGAUGUAUGGAUUUGUAUGGAGCUGAUGGCAUCUUGCUUUGAUAAAUUGUUGAAGAGGCUAGGAGCGCCCAUACCUGAAGCAAUACUCGGAAAAGUUACCGUGGCGACGGUAAACGCGCUAUCGUACCUGAAGGACACGCACGGUGUGAUCCACCGCGACGUGAAACCGAGCAACAUCCUGCUGGACGAGCGCGGGAACGUCAAGCUGUGCGACUUCGGUAUCAGCGGGCGACUCGUGGACUCCAAGGCGAAGACGCGCAGUGCGGGCUGCGCGGCGUACAUGGCUCCCGAGCGGAUAGACCCGCCGGACCCGAGCCGGCCAGACUACGACAUCCGAGCGGACGUGUGGUCGCUCGGCAUCUCGCUGGUGGAGCUCGCCACCGGGGUCUUCCCCUACAGAGACUGUCAGAACGACUUCGAGGUGCUCACCAGGGUAAUAGCAGAUGACCCGCCACAGUUACCAGAGGAUACAGAAUUUACUCCUGAGUUCAAAUCUUUUGUAUCCCAAUGCCUAACGAAAAACUACCGUCAGCGGCCGAAGUACGUAAAGCUGCUGGAGCACCCGUUCGUGGUGAAGUCGGCGCGAAACUCGGUGUCGGUGGGCGCGUGGUACGCGUCGCUGUCGGUGCCGCCGCGCACGUACGACGCGCCGCCGACGCCGCAGCCCGUGCGCAACUACGUCACGGCCUCGCACUGGACGCCCGACCAGGCCACGCCCACUCCUGCGCGGGCUUGGUGGGCGACUCCAGCGAACCCGGGUGGAAGCAGUUCGCAACCUGCGAGCCUCGAAGCCGACCUGUCGAACCACUCGCCAUACCCGAGACGCAGGACGAUCGACGCGUGCGCGUCCCCCCCGCCCGCGCCCGCGCGCCGCGUGUCGGCCGACACCCGCUGGCGCGCCUCGCCCGCCAGUUCGGGAAACACGAGCCCUAUAGUAUUACAAAGAUUCUAUCACCAAAGUCAACAACGGAAGUCCAGAGUGGACUUGCAUUCGACGCCGAGACAUCGGAGCCUCAGUCGCGAGCACAGCACGGGUCGUUCGCCCGAACCGCCUCCGAGGACCAGACAUCUGCUUACGCAUGAAGCUAACGGUACCAUGGAACUCGAGCCGCCGCCGCUCCACGACCGGUUACUCCCGCCCUCACCUUUACUGCUGAGCAAUGAUAGGCUGUCGGAGGGGCGCAGCCAGAGCCUGACGCGCGCGGAGCUGCGCAACGGGUACCGCGCCGACGCGCCGCCCGCCGCGCCCUCCAAGCUGCUGCACGACGACCAGGAGAGUGGGCAGCGGGCGUGCGUGCGGGUGCGCGGGACGGCGCCUAUAGCGGUCGCUGACGUAGGCUGGCUGCACUCGCUCGCGGGGCUGGUGAAGCGCCGCCUCAGCGGGUACGUCAAGUGGCAUCACGUUGCAGCGCGCCGCGAGCCCCUGCACGCCGCCGUCGCGCACCACAAGUGGGCCACCAGCGAGAGUUGGAGCGUGCCGGCGUCCCCCCUGCCGCCGCGCGCGCCCCCGCCGCGCCCCGCCGACUAGCGGAGCCGCCCCUCGCCCCCCCGCCCCCGCCCGCCGCCUCCACCGCGCCGCGACUAUACAGACCCGUACGAUGUUAUUAGACUACAUGUUUGUAACUGUUUCGCCCUCAAGUUACGUACACUUGUUAUUGUACAAUAGACUUUCCAAAUUUAUCUUUUUAUAUGCCGGGUAAUCAACCCUUUUUUUAUUUUUGUUCUUAAACUUCACGCAGGCUGGGUGAGUGAUUCGUUGCAGCGAUGAGAUAUUGUACAAAAUGAUAUAUUUAAAUUUUUUUAUGAUUAAGUUUCGAAUAGAGAAUUAUAAAAAUAUAUAUUUAAUUAAUUCUUCUUAGAGAGUAUUUACAUAUUUACGACAGGAAAAGAGACUAAUUAUUUAUUAUAUUAAUUUAUAAUCAUUGUUAUAACUUGACAAUUAUUAAUAUGAACGACAAAUUUAGUAUACCACUCCCUUUAAUAAUCCAAUUACAUAAAUACGUCAUUUCUACUCAAAUAUGUCGUUUCCCAGACAUAUUUAUUUAAAAAUGGCAGUGUAUUUUUAAAUCAUAGACAGACAUUCGUAUGGCAAAUGGCGGUAUGGUAUUAUUGUCUUUGUUGAUUUCAUCACGUUUUUCAUUUGUUUACAAUUCUCUAUUCAAACUUAAACAAUAAUAUUAACAGAUGCUAAAAUAGAUAUUGAGAAUAUUGUAUAAAUGAGUUGCAUAUACGUUAAACUCGAAAUAGAUCUAGCGCAGUAGUAACACCAAAAAGUACGUUCGAGUCAUGAAUUGUGUAAAUAUUAUAUUUAAGGUUUGCGAAUAAUUAUUAUCGAAGCGAGAUUUUUAGGUACAAUUGUGUAUAUUUAUCGGAAUUGUGUAUUAUGCGCUUUACACGACGGUAAUAAAGGUCGUUUUAGAGUGUACGAUAGUUGUAGGUGUAUCUGCUUGGUUUCGUAGCCGCGGUCGGUGACGCCACAGUUUGUUUAUCUAGAUUUAAUGGUGAAGACAAUAACGAUUGCUUUAACUUUAAAAUUUUAUUCAAUGACAAGUGUGUAAAUGUUGAAGUGAAAUCGUUAAUCUAUAUUAUUAAAUUUGCAAUUACUUAAAGACAAUAAUGGAAAUUUUAAAUGUACUCAUUAAUCACGUUAUGUGACUAUAUAAAAACGAACUUAAAUCAAGUAAUAGGAACUGUCAAGUUUUUUUUUUGAUUCUUUAUUUCACAAGUUUAAUUAAACCGGUUCGGAAUAUAUUCUACUUAGAAAAAAAAUAGCUUUAUAGAAUUGUGAAAAUCGAUACUUUUCUUUACAAUAUUGUCAUUAUGUAUCUAUAGAAUGUAUCGAGAUGUGUAAAUCUUUACGUCAAUUUAUCGAACUUUAAACUAAUUAUGAUUCGCCAAUCGAAGAUCGAAGGAGAAUGCGAAAAAAUCUACUUAGUAAUUUUAAUUAUUAUUACUUAAAAACUCUCAGAAGUAUCUUUGCUGCUGACCCUACUCAUCUCGCUGGCAGGUCGUAUCGUUAGUACAUUUAUAGUGUAGUUUUUUCUUUAUAAUUUGACAGGUUUAUAAUAUUCGCGAUUCACACGAGAGAUACACUAUAUUUUAGAGAUAGUGUUUAACAAUUUCAUACAGGAUUUUGAAAGCACGCCUUAUGUAAAUAAAUAUGUUUUAUAUUUGUACAGUAACGAUUGCUGCGACAUGUUAUCUUCGAUCUUCGAUCUUCGAUUGCCGUUGAUAAUAAUUAGACUCCGACCGUGGCAAAUAAUGGCAGAUUCACACUAGAUUGACUUGUCUUGUCUUAUCGUCAGUGUGUACAAAUUAGUUAUAAAUCUACACUAAUAUUAUAAAUGCGUCUUGCACUUUCACGGUCAAAACACUGAGCCGAAUUUGAUGAAAUUUUGUGUGAAGUUAGAGUUCCAAAGAUGGACAUAUGCUAUUUUUUAUGCCAACAGCUGACGACCAACCCCUAGUUUUGUAUAAAAUAGUGCAUACUACGCUGUCUCUCACACAUGUCAGUGUAGUGUGAAUCUACCCCAAUUCCUAUUCGAUUAUGAGAUGGUUGAAAAACAAAUCAAUGUAAAUAUCGUGUAUUAUAUUGAUAAGUGACGACAUAUUUAAGCGCAGUUUUAUUUUAUAGACGUUUAAUAGAAUUUUAUAUAUAAGUUCUCUUAAUAAAUAGCACAAUGUAUAUUUACGGCUUUCUUCUGUUUCGUAUAUUAGUUUGUACACGCAAUUUUUACCAAAUAUGUAAUUAAUAUUUUAUUUCAGAUUUUCUAUUGCUACGAAUAUAGAAUAAUACCUUACCAUAGAGUAAAUUUGUCUAUUAUAGGUUUGUUUUACAUAUAUGCUAAUAUUUGUUAUUUUCUUAAUUUUUAGUGAUAUAUUUAUGAAAAAAAUGUUUUGAAAAUAUCAUCGAUACAAUUUGAAUUUUCUCUAUGGUAAGAUGUAAUAAUUAAGUAAACAGAUAAUUGUCUAUGUUUUUUUUCAUCUUUCAUUAUAUCGGUUAUUUAUAAAUCAUAGUAAUAUAACAGAAUGUUUCAAUGAGUUUUGUCAUGUUUUAGAUUAAAAUAUAAAAUUAAAAUAUCAUUUAAUUCUUUAUAAUUUAAUUUUUAUUUUUUUAUUUUAUGAAAAACUGACUCCAAAUAUAAAAUAAAAAUAUAUCAAACACAAUAUUGACUAAAUAAAAAAUGACAGGAACAGAAGAGAAAAAAACUCAUUCAGUACAUUCUUGAUGAAGUAUUUAUUUUUUGUAUUUUCAUUAUUUUAACUGCCAGUGGACUUUUCGUCAAAGGCCGAAUUAAAACUACAUUAUAUGUAAAAUAAUGAACUCAUUUAAAUUAGUUUAGUUGUCGCAAGCUUCGAUAUCAGUUUUAAUAUUUGAGAAUGUAUUUCUUUUAUAGAAACAUUAUAGUAGCUAAUGUUAAAUUAUCUAUUCAUUAAAAAAAAGUACAGAUAAACCAAAAGAGCCAACAACGUAAAAAUAUUUGAUUAUCUGUGUUCGUAAAGUUAUAUUUAAAAAGGCAAAAAGUGUCACCUGAGCUUGCGAUGAUUAGAAAUUAUUCGAUAUUUGAAAAAUAUAAUUGGAAGCGAAUAUGAAAUAUUAUUUAAUUAUAGUUAAGAUGAGGCAAUCGUUUCUUGUGUAGCUUAAAUUACACCAAACCCCGCCCCUAGUCCGCGCGACGCUGCGCGCUCUCGUUACGAGACUAAAAUUAAAUUUAUUUAAUAAAGCGACGAUUUAUUUUCCUUUGUAAUUAUUGCGAUUAUUAUGUUAAAGUGUAUUGUAAUAAAUGCGGAUCAAGUUGUA